CAUCCCUCGCGACCAGCAGGAUCAGUUUGACUUUGGCGUUCGCGUGAAAAUGAAAAACGCGCCGGUUUCGGGGAGAUAAAGAAUCGUUACCGUCUCGAGGGUUGUGAAUCUUCGAUUUGCUCGGCUCUUCAUAAUUUUUUUUUGCCCCGAAAGAAGAUCGCGAUCCGGAUAGUUUUUCUGGCUUUUCUUUGGCUGGUGGAAUUGCGUUUGUUGAUUUGUGGCGUCGUCAAAUUACGAGUACAACUUCUAUUGCGCGUUACAACCAGUUUUUGUGAACGGUUUUGUUAGUGCUCAAGUGCAUGAUCUUUUGACAAGUCUAAUAUUUGUCGAUCCAACGGUUCAAAUUGGUGCUAACUUUGUCACCUUACAUCUUGCUAGAACUCGUGUUGUGCUCUAAAAAAAACCUCACUCAAGUGAAAAACAACGAAAAUGCGGGAGCCAAAUGAGGAAAAAUAACAACCCUUCUUAACAGACGACAACAACAACAACAACGACAACAACAACAACAACAGUGACGUCAACAAAUGACAAAGACAAACUGCGCCAUAGUCUGUUAAACUAGUCUAGUUUGGUGUUUUUCCAAUUUCCUUUCCACAAGACGUGUCUCGAACAAUGUUGGAUAGUUUAAUUUUCGGUGCUCGUUAUUUCGGAAAUGACAUUAAACCUUGUUAGGAUAAGUCAAUGCAAAGGUGCUUCGUGCGUCAUAAGACAUCUCUAAUUUUUUUUUGUAGAAGGAGGAGUGCAAGAGUGUUCGAUGACAUGUGAACAAUUACCGGUUUGUUAGAAGGCGAAAUCACAAGUUAGUAACAGCCUGCGAAAACGGGAAAAAUGACCAACGAAAAGGAUAGUAAAGACGCCUGUAGCAGGUGCAGCAGUCAUAGCAGCUGUUGUGCUGCCUGUCAUCAUUACUGUGCUCUCAACAGCCUGGAUGACAUCCAGGUGGUGGCCCUGGAUGAAGACAGUUCCAGAGCCAGUACCUCAUCAACAACAACCACAACUCUCAGUCAAUCGUUUCUGCAACGGCUCACGUUCAGCGGGCUCAUCAGCAACAAUCCCAAAAAUAGUAACAGUCACAGCCGGAACAUUUUCCUUAGCAUAGUUAAUGCUCUCGGGCAUCAUCAGCAUCAUCCUAGCAGUAUCAGUAGCAACACCCCCAAAACAAUUACUGGUAGUAGUACUAGUAGUAGCACCAGCUUAACCAGUUCUAGCAGUAGUAGUAACAAUUGUAGCAACUGUUGCCUGCAAUGUAAUCGAAUGAAUUCCGGAGGCGCCUCCACAAGCAUCAAAUCCGACAGCGUCAAGCGCAAGAUCUGAAAGUAUUCCCCCAUGCAAAAUUAUGUUCAAUGGCUUUCAUCGUUCCUCCUGGCUUGGUUUUUGCAGCUUUUCAGGCUUACGGCUUUACGCUAUUCACGGCGGCAGUUUGGCAAUUCAUAUUCUCAUUUCUGGGAUAAAAAUGGCAGAAUUUUUAAAAGAUAUUUAGGUGUAAGGAUGAUGAUCAAAUAAACAAUUUGCAGGAUAGCUUGAUUUGACUAAAACAUAGAAGCAACAUUUUUUGUUUAAAAUUCUGCAUUUCUUAGUCAUUUGAAAUAUCGAUAUUUCCAAUUUCGUUUAGAUUCCCCCCUUGGUGAUUUUUGAGAUUCAAAAAACCGAAGUUUUGAGCGCUUUGAGGCACCCCUAAAUCAAGUCCGAUUCAACUUAAACAAACUUAAACAAAUUCGUAUAAAAUCUCGAUUUUAAAAUCGUGGCUCCAUAGAGUAGUUGAUUAUAACUUUUCAACGAUUGUUCAACAUUCAAUAUUUUGUGAGAUUUAUUUUUAAUUUUAAUUCAUUUUUUUUGUCCCUUUAAGCGCCUUUGUUUUCUAUUAUUUUCAUUUCAGUGAUUUUC
This is a messenger RNA of Uranotaenia lowii, 1884 nucleotides long. RefSeq lists its product as uncharacterized. The record is from RefSeq and is a predicted model, not a curated record. Bases 829 to 1314 code for a protein of 161 amino acids. Lineage: Eukaryota; Metazoa; Arthropoda; Insecta; Diptera; Culicidae. The transcript is spliced from 2 exons.